Coregonus clupeaformis (lake whitefish) is the source of this 2659-nucleotide messenger RNA. RefSeq names its product F-box only protein 43-like. Gene Ontology annotation, cellular component: nucleus. Bases 231 to 2339 code for a protein of 702 amino acids. Gene Ontology annotation, biological process: negative regulation of meiotic nuclear division; regulation of mitotic nuclear division. The record is from RefSeq and is a predicted model, not a curated record. Lineage: Eukaryota; Metazoa; Chordata; Actinopteri; Salmoniformes; Salmonidae. The transcript has 6 exons.
AAUUUGAAAACGUGGAAAAGCUCUCACUCCUAAACACACACAGUUCAUUACGAAGAGGAGACGGCCACUGCAGUCUGCAUACGGUACAACUCCUGAUGUAACACGAUAUACCUCUUUGGAAUGUCCACCAUCUCUAGCUACAUUUUAGGUUUGCCAUUUGGCUAGAAAUCAGUUUGUAACACCAGACCCGUCACCUGGUGAAUAUAGUCUUUCUACAUCUGAAAGGGAGUAUGGAGUGCAGUCUCAGACCAGAUGCUCAUUUCCAGAGCCGCAAAGACCUGCAGUAUGGAGCUUGUCAUGACAGUGGAUACUUGGACAGUGGUUACAGCCCUAAAAUGGAGAGUGGAGACACAUUUGCCCUCUCAAAGUGUUUUUCUUCAGAUGGUUUUCAUGAAAUGCCUAAAGAGAACCUUUCACAGAAAUGCGAACCUCUGUCACCCAGAAAGAACAGACUAAAAGAGGGUGUCAGGAGUCCACAGAAAGACAUUCUGAAGGAGCAGCCAUUACAGAACGGCUGGUGUGAAACUCCUAAAGUAUCCAAGAGAGGUCCAUCUCUGAGACGACGUCUCCUCAUGUCUAAAUCGGAGGGUAAAACUGCAGGCAACACAAAAACACCAUGCGCUAAAAAGACUGACUCGUCAGUGAACGUGAGAACUGACCGCUGCUCCAACGUGGUCUGUGACUCACCAGAUGCCUUUACUAUUGGAGCUUUAGCUACAAGCACUUUAAAACCAGAGGACGUGCUUCUGUCCAGCAGGAAACGGCGCCUCCUCUUUUCUCUUGUAAAAACCUCAACACUUGAAGAUGGUAAAUGCAACACGACCAGCCUCCCCCUCUUUGAGAGAAAGGCGUCUGCUGCAUCGCUCUCAGAUGCAGACUUGGAAGAGAGCAUCAUCUCCUCAGACCGCCUUUCCACUGAGAUGCUGGAGACCCCACGCUAUAGCAGAUUAACAUCUUCGGUGAAAGAGAACUUCCAGACUCCAGUCAACAACAACGUAGCAGCUAACCUCUCUGACAGCCUGAGUGUCCUGAGCACCCCUUCCUCCACCCCUACUCAUAAACACGACCAUGACACCCCUUCAUCCACCCCUACUCAUAAACACUAUGACCAUGACACCCCUUCAUCCACCCCUACUCUUAAACACUGUGACCGCUCCGUGUCUGAGGACAGUGGCUUCAGCUCCCUGGCUCUGGAUAAGUCCCAGGACUCCACGGUGGACAAUGAUGGUUCCUUCCAGGAGCUGCUGUUGUCAUCAGGCAGCUCCAGGUGCAAGGAGACCCCCAGCAGGCUGGCCGAGAUGAAGAGGAGAUCCAGACUGGAGCGCCAGCGCCGCCUCUCCACUCUCCGAGAGGGGGGUUCCCAGUCUGAGGGGGACCGUGACGUCAGGGCCCUGGUAGCCCACAGAACUCAUCACAGAGAGAAGAACCUGACAUCCCAGGCACAUCUGGAGCGCAGCAUCUUCAAGGAGGAUGACAGUGACGUCUUCCUGGAUGUGACUCCGCCGAAAACAGCCACCGUUAAGCUAGAGGACCUGUCCUUCACGCCGGCCCUGCAGAUGGUCCAGGCCCUGGCCCAGAAGACCUCCGGGAUGUUGCUGGAGCAGACCAGUCUGGAGGAGCUGCUGAGGGCCUCGGAGAAAGAGGCCUUCAGGACCACCAUGCCCCUGGCUGGGCUGAUCGGCAGGAAGAUGGGCCUGGGGAAGGUAGACAUCUUUACUGAGCUGAAGAAGAAGAAUCUCAGACACAUCCUGGCUAUGAUCCUCAAUCAGCUGUCCUCUGAAGAUGUCUAUAGGGUUGGUCAGGUGUCUGAUAGUUGGAAUGAGAUCGUAGUUCAAAACAAGAUGUCCGACCGCAGGAGGAGACACUACCUGAUGGACGUCAAGGCAGCUCUGGAGCUUGGCAGUGCAGUCCAUGUCCCUGAUGCAGAGACCAGGUUGACCCUGCUGAGCCGGUCAGCCCUGAAGUCAGUCCAGGCCCAGUCCAGGACCCCCAGUUCCAGCACCCGUGGUACCCCCCAGUCAGCCACAGGAACAGGCUCUUUAACCCCUGUCCAGCACAACUCAGCCAGCAAACAGGACAUGUUCAUACAGGUGGCCAAAACCCUCUUCAGUGAUGAAUGUCUAAAGCCCUGCCCUCGAUGCCGGCACCCUGCUAGGUGUCACUCAGUGAAGAUGGAGGGUGUGUGUAGCAGGGUUGACUGUGGCUUCCAGUUCUGUACAGGCUGCCUUUGUGCCUUCCACGGGUCCAAAGAGUGUGCCAGCGUGUCAGCCAUGCGACGCAGCAAAAAGGAUGUUCUUCCCGGGAGUGCUCAGAGCAAGCGCAACGUCAGGAGAUUGUGAAUGGGUUUUUAUAUGUGUAGUUGUUUUGAAGUUAUUUGUACCUCCGGUUACCUUUUUUAAAUGUGUUUAUCUUCGAUGUGUUUUUAAUUAUGGGUCAGCGAGGAGCAGCACCAGUAGAAUCAAUCAGACAUGAAAUGGCUACUGAAUGCUGAGCUCCUGCUGGGUUAAUUCAUUGAUCUACAGAAUGUUGUUUCUCUUCUCAGCUUGAUUUUCAUGGUUUUAUGUGAAUGUUUCUGUACACUACUGUAUAUUGUCUACUUUUACAACUGACUGUACAAAUGUUUUAUAGAUUAUUUUUAAUAAAGUUGUACUUUUACAUA